CGCACAUAAUAUUGUUUAAAAUUUAAUUAAGCUACUGUGUUAAUUUAUCCUUUAAAUGUAUGUAUAUGUGUAAAAGCUCAUAGCAAACAGCGCGCGCGCAACCUCCAACUAAGUGGUACGGAAAAAUAGCCUCCCUAAUUAUUGCUCUGUGCAUAGAUCAGUAGUGGUGCAACAGUCGUGCGGUGUAGACGUCGUUUGGACAUCGAACGCGAGUAAAAACCGCGUUGUUAUGUUAAAUUCUUCAAAAUGAGCUUAAAAACUUUUUUAAUAUGUGCGUUGACUGUAUUUAUGUUUAAUAAUGUAUCAGGACAAAAAACAACACCCAACGUGGCGCUGGAGUGUCCGUCACUUGAAAAGGGAGAUAUAUACACACAGUCGGAGUUCCUCUCUCGGCUGGCGCACGAAUGCCGCUACGACCGUCUGCUGCUGCCUACGUACCAGACCGGUGAAGUGGUCUACGUACACGCUAGUGCUUACGUAUACUUUAUACAGCCCGCUGAAGCACACGAUUUGAAUUUCAAAUUGCACUUUCUUCUGCAACUACGCUGGACGGAUGCGCGUUUAGCUUACGCGCUCUAUUCUCCGGAGCGAACGAAGAUUAUCGGAGAGAGCGAUCUGAGGCAACGUAUCUGGGUGCCACACUUGUAUAUGUCCAAUGAACAAUCGUCGAGUCUCAUGGGUACUGAUAGUAAAGACGUACUCAUCUCUAUAGCACCUGACGGUGAAGUCCUAUUCAGUAGACGUAUGCAAGCUGUACUAUACUGCUGGAUGAACCUACAAAAGUUUCCAUUCGAUGAUCAAACGUGCUCUAUGAAUCUUGAAAGUUGGAAAUAUAACGCUUCGAUACUUCGUCUAAUGUGGGAGAAGGACAAUCCAGUUCGACUAUCAUCAGAGUUACACUUAACAGAAUAUUCGCUGUUAGAUUACUGGACGAAUGAAUCAGUCGUACGAGGCGACAUUGUGAACAUGCGUUUGGGAGGAGGUAGAUCUGGCAACUACAGCGCCCUUAAGUUUACGUUUAAAUUGGGACGCGAAGUUGGUUAUUACCUGAUGGAUUACUUCAUACCUUCGAUGAUGAUUGUUGCAAUGUCGUGGGUUACAUUCUGGCUACAGGCCGAUGCCUCCGCACCGAGAAUUACUUUAGGAACAAGUACAAUGUUAUCAUUCAUUACUCUGGCUUCAUCUCAAGCGAAGACGCUGCCGAAGGUUUCGUAUAUAAAAGCCAGUGAGAUCUGGUUCCUCGCCUGCACUGGAUUCAUCUUCUCAGCUCUCGUGGAAUUCGCAUUUGUUAAUACUAUUUGGCGAAGAAAGAAGGUAGUAAGUUUGAAGAAAGUGAAUAGCAAAUACAUAUUGAAGAGCACUCUAACGCCGCGGCUGGCUCGGCGCGAGCUGCAGAAGGAGCUGCAGUCGUCGCCGCAGCUCAGCAAGUCGCGCUCCUGCUCCUCGCUGCAGCAGGAGACCAGCAGCGAUCCCGCCGGACCCGGCUACAACAACUACCUCACUGUACACAGUUUCCCGUCAGCCUUAAACUUGCCGACUAUAACGACGCAGAGCUACGACGACCUGAUAACAGGACAAGGGGGUCAAAGAGCGGGUGGCAGCGAGGGGUCAGACGAACCUCCGAAGCACCACACAUGGACGACAAUGACCCCACAAGAGAUCGCCACGUGGAUCGACAAACGUUCCCGAAUCUUAUUUCCUUUACUGUUCAUAUUCUUUAAUAUCCUCUACUGGACAUUUGUUUACUGCCUGUGAUUUUGAAUUUUAAUAUUUCUUGUGCUUUAUUUGAAAGGUGCUGAAAUAUUUCAUUGUGCCUUGUAAAAGAUGUACCAUUGUUUUUGACUAUAGAACUCUUGUACAAACUACUUCAGUCGUAUAUCUUAAUAACAUUGAGAGAUCAUUCUACAAAUAAUUCCUACGAAAAUACUAUAGAGUAAUGAAUAAUAUAUCGAACGAAUUUUGGGUAGUUCACUAACAAUGUAACAUUUAAUUUGAUAAGAUGUAAUCGACAGUAAAAUUUGAUUUUAACGUGAGACAUAGACGAAGCGUAGUAAACGUACAUUUAUUUUUAGAGCAUUAUAUUUUAUAUUUUAUCUUAUGAGUCGCAAGUACGCGAAUACAAGUUGAUCUUGACUUUAAUUUAAGAUGACUAAUAUAAAUGGAAAUGACGGUAUAAAAUUUGCUCGAUUUAUACAUAAACUGUUUCGUAAGGAUCCCUUUGAGAGGAUACCUUAUGUGUUAAAUAUAUUUUUAAAUUAUUUUUCUAAUUUUAUAAAGAA
Messenger RNA from Papilio machaon (common yellow swallowtail), 2279 nucleotides. Its product is annotated as pH-sensitive chloride channel 2. Gene Ontology annotation, biological process: chloride transmembrane transport; regulation of membrane potential; signal transduction. The record is from RefSeq and is a predicted model, not a curated record. Bases 247 to 1755 code for a protein of 502 amino acids. Lineage: Eukaryota; Metazoa; Arthropoda; Insecta; Lepidoptera; Papilionidae. The transcript is spliced from 8 exons. Gene Ontology annotation, molecular function: transmembrane signaling receptor activity; neurotransmitter receptor activity; chloride channel activity. Gene Ontology annotation, cellular component: neuron projection; synapse; membrane.